This is a messenger RNA of Talaromyces rugulosus, 1734 nucleotides long. RefSeq lists its product as uncharacterized. The transcript has 4 exons. Lineage: Eukaryota; Fungi; Ascomycota; Eurotiomycetes; Eurotiales; Trichocomaceae. Gene Ontology annotation, cellular component: cytosol. The coding region runs from base 1 to 1734 and encodes 577 amino acids. Gene Ontology annotation, molecular function: 3-isopropylmalate dehydrogenase activity; NAD binding; magnesium ion binding. Gene Ontology annotation, biological process: L-leucine biosynthetic process. The record is from RefSeq and is a predicted model, not a curated record.
AUGCCGCAAACUCACAACAUUCUACUCUUUCCCGGCGAUGGGAUCGGCCCAGAGGUCAUGGGCGAAGCCGUCAAGAUCCUCAAUCACUUCUCUUCUCAGCCUUCUCUCUCUUCGUCCCACGAGUUCAUCUUCCGCUCUGAACUCAUCGGUGGCUGCAGCAUCGACACCCACGGCAAAUCCGUCACCCCCGAAGUCCUCUCCGUGGCGCAAGAUUGGGCUGACGCUGUUCUUUUCGCUGCCGUUGGAGGACCCAAGUGGGAUACCCAGCGAAGAGGGCUUGAUGGCCCGGAGGGUGGCCUUUUGCAAGUUCGUCGUGCAUUGGAUGUCUAUGCCAAUUUGAGGCCGUGUGCAGCAAAUACGCCGUCGCCAUCAAUCGCCAAGGAGUUUAGUCCAUUCAAACAGGAUGUAAUCGAAGGGGUGGAUUUUGUAGUAGUGCGAGAGAACUGCGGAGGGGCGUAUUUUGGGAAGAAAGUGGAAGAUCCUGAAUACGCAAUGGAUGAAUGGGGCUACUCAACUCCUGAAAUCCAACGUGUAACCCGGAUUGCCGCGCAGCUUGCUCUCCGGCAUGACCCUCCUUGGCCGGUAAUUUCACUUGACAAGGCCAAUGUACUCGCUUCGUCCCGGCUCUGGCGCAAAGUGUUCGAGCAGACUAUGAAAACCGAAUUCCCGCAAGUCAAGUAUCUAAACCAACUUGCCGACUCUGCAUCAUUGAUCUUGGCCAUUGAUCCACGCAAACUGAACGGUGUCCUUCUGGCAGACAAUACUUUCGGAGAUAUGAUCUCCGAUCAGGCGGGUAGUAUCGUGGGCACCUUGGGUGUCCUGCCAUCUGCUAGCCUCAAUACUCUUCCAGGGCUAAAGUUGGAGGAAGGUCAAAAGCAAAAGGCUUUGUACGAGCCUACCCACGGCUCAGCACCAGAUAUUGCGGGGAGGAACAUUGCAAACCCAACAGCGAUGAUCCUAUGUGUAGCGCUAAUGUUCCGGUAUUCCUUCGACAUGGAAAAAGAAGCUAGACAAAUAGAGGAUGCAAUCAGAAAUGUCCUAGAGGCCGGUAUACGGACAGGAGAUUUGCGUGGAACAGCAACGACCACCGGGUUUGGCGAUGCCGUCGUUUCAGAGCUGAAAAGAGAAGACCCCAACAUGCCUCGCCCUACCCUCCCCAAGCCUGGUUUCUCUCUCCUGCGCCUUCACAACACCCAGAGCCCACAUUUCAUCACAAUGCUCUCGUCCACCGCGAAAACAAACCUCGUCGACUCCAUCGCGCAAGACAUCGAAGGCUGCAUCUACGCGAUAGGGUAUUAUACCAACACCGGUGUUCUCGACGCCGACAACACGCUUCAGUUCGAUCAGGUCAUACGGAAGAUCAAAAGAGAGGAAAGACAUGCCCUCCGAAAGAUGUUUCGCAGGGUGAGGACCUACAGGAAGAAGGCUUCCAAGGCGAAGAAAGGGUACAAGAAGAUCAGGAAGUUGAUCAAGAAGGAGAGGAACGAACAGGGCCAGGAUCACCAGCAAAAAGAGCAAGCAUGGAAUGCCGUGGAAACGGAGUUGAAGCUAGAUGUUGAUUCGGCCGUCUACUCAGAUCAUGAAUCUCCAGAACAAGUUUCGUCGCCCACCGACUAUGAGAAGUGUAUCGUGGACAAACCACUUGCUUCGAACGAAAUCGCCACGAACAUCCUGGCCGGAAAAAUCGCCGCGACUCUCGAAUCCUUGCAGAAUACACAAUUUACGAUGGUCUAG